Messenger RNA from Dictyostelium purpureum, 2891 nucleotides. RefSeq lists its product as uncharacterized. Gene Ontology annotation, cellular component: cytoplasm; nucleus. Bases 103 to 2625 code for a protein of 840 amino acids. The record is from RefSeq and is a predicted model, not a curated record. The transcript has 6 exons. Gene Ontology annotation, biological process: protein import into nucleus. Gene Ontology annotation, molecular function: nuclear import signal receptor activity; small GTPase binding. Lineage: Eukaryota; Evosea; Eumycetozoa; Dictyosteliales; Dictyosteliaceae.
CUAUCUUUGGGUUCCAUUGGGUUCCAAAAACAAUAUUAUAAUCCUUAUUUCUCACAAUUCCUCGUUUUAAUCUAGGUAUAAUAUAUAAUAAAUAUAAAUAAAAUGGAAUUACUUCAAGCUUUAGUAGGGGCCAGUAAUCCAGAUCCAAAUGUUCGUCAAGCUGCCGAAAAUUUCUUAACCACUGCAUCAAAUCAAAAUUUCCCAUUAUUCAUUCAUUCAUUAACUAGCGAACUUAUCAAUGAAGAAAGAGAACCAAAAAUUAGACAAUUAGCUGGUAUUGUUUUAAAGAAUAGUAUUUAUUCUAAAAGUCAAGAAAGAAACGAAGUUUUAAUCAAACAGUGGGUAUCAAUUGAUGCUGCAGCUAGAAAUGUUAUUAAAAACGAUUUAUUAAGAGGUUUAUCAUCACCAAUUUAUGAUGCUCGUCACACUGCAGCUAUUGUAAUUUCACAUAUUGGUUUAAUUGAAAUCCCACACAGUUUAUGGGAAGAGUUAAUCCCAUCUCUUUUUAAGAAUAUCGAAACAGGUGGUGAACAUUUAAAACAAGUUACACUUCAAACUAUUGGUUAUAUUUGUGAAGAAAUUGAUCCAGAUGUUAUGAGUAAAUAUUCUGAUAAUGUAUUAAGAGUUAUUACCGAUGGUAUUAGAGAUGAAUCACCAAAUGUUAAAUUAGCUGGUAUUCAAGCUUUAUGUCACACCUUAGAAUUUAUUAAAGGCAAUUUUGAAAAGAAAGAACAAAGAGAUUAUAUUAUGAAGGUCAUUAUCGAUAACUCAGAAUCACAAAACCCAUUAAUCAAAAAAACUGCCUUUGAAAAUUUAGUUAAAAUUGCAUCAAUCUAUUAUGAUCAUAUUUUAGAAUAUAUGAACCCAAUUUUUAAAACAACUGUUGAAGCUAUUCAAAAAGAUCCAACUGAAGAUGUCGUUUUACAAGCAAUUGAAUUCUGGACAAGUUUAGCAGAAGAAGAACAAAACCAAAUCGAUAUACAGCCAUUAGAUAAAUUAGUAAUUCCAAAAGCUCUUGAUAAUUUAAUUCCAAUUUUGUUAGAGACUCUCACCAAACAAAGCGAACAUCAAGAUGGUGGUUGGGGUAUUACACCAGCUGGUGCAACUUGUAUUCAAUAUAUUUCUCAUCUUAUGCAUAUGACAAAAUUAAACGAAAAUGAUCCAGAUCGUGUUGCUGAGUUGGUUCUACCAUUUAUUAAAAACAAUAUUACAAGCCAAGAGUGGAGAUUAAGAGAAGCCUCAUGUACUGCAUUGGGUUCUAUUUUAGAAGACCGUAAGAAUCUUGGUGAUUCCCUUAUUCAUUUAAUUCCAGUCAUUUUACAAUUAAUCGGUGACACAAACGAUAUGGUCAAGGAAACUGCCUCAUGGACCAUUGGUCAAAUCUGUGACCAUCAAAUUUUCAAUGUUUCACAACUUUUAGAAAGUAUCCUCAAACAACUUAUUGCUUACACCGAAGAUAAAAACGUUAAAGUUGCCACUCAUUGUUGUUGGGCCAUCCAUAACAUUUGCCAAGCUUUUGAAGGUGGCAGUGUAGGUCCAUAUCCAACUCUUCAACCAGCCUCACAAGAAAUUGCCAAAUGUCUUAUUAAAGCUGCACACAGAACCGAUAUUGAAGAUGAUGAUCAUAAGUUAAAAACCAAUGCCUAUGAAGCUCUCAAUUCUCUUAUUUCCUACUCUAAUGCUUCACCUGAAUUAAUUGUCGAAAUCUUAAAGGUUACUUUUAUGGAUUUCGAACAAUCAUUCAAAAUGGAAGUUUUAAAUCAAGACGACUGUGAGGCUCAAUUCAAUCUUCAAUCAUUAUUAUGUUCAACUUUCCAAGCUAUUGCCUCAACAUUAAAAGAACACAUUCAACCAUACGCUAAAGAUAUGUUAAACUAUUUAUUCUUAGUAUUCAAAAACCAAUCCGUUAUUAUCUACGAAGAAGCCCUUUUAGCUAUCGAUGCUCUUGUCUUAGCUCUUGAAUCCGAAUUCGAACAAUUCUUCCCACCAUUCCUCAACAUCCUCAUAAAUUUCCUCCAAAAUGUAGAAUAUGGUUCAGUUACCAAUAUUGCUAUUGGUAUUGUUGGUGAUUUAGCUCGUUCAUUUGGUAAAAAAUUCUCAGGUAUCUGUGAGACUAUUGUUCCAUUAAUCAUCAGUGAUCUUACCAAUCCAAAACUUUCUAUGAACGCUAAACCAAGUGCUAUUUCAUGUCUUUGUGAUAUUGCUAUCUCUGUUGGUGCCGAUUUUAUCCCAUAUCUUCCAACUGUUAUGCCAAUCUUAAGCCAAGCUUCCAAGACUGAGUUAGAUGAUGAAGAAUUCUUAAAUGAAUUAAGAGAAACUAUUUUCCAAGCUUACACUGGUAUCCUCCAAGGUCUCAAAGGUGAUAACAGAGUAGAAGAACUUAACAUUUACCUUAACGAUAUGUUUAAUUUCAUUCAAGUUAUUCAUUCAGAUGGUGAUCGUUCAGAUGAAGUCACAUCAUCAGCUCUUGCUCUCAUUGGUGAUUUAGCUCAAUCAAUGGGUGAACAAGUUAAAGCUCAAUUAAAUAAUCCACUCGUUAAAGAACUUGUUAAUGAUGGUAUUCAAAGAUCAGUUAAUUAUGCUGAUUACGCCAGAGAUUCUGUAUUCACAAAUAAUUUAAAAUAAAAUAAUAAUAAUAAUAAUAAUAAAUAAUAAUAUAUCAUCACAUAAAUACAUUUCCACACACACACAAAAACACAUUACACGACACAAUACACAUUUUAAAAAUAUAUAUACACACAACAUUUACAUCACAUACACAUACUUCCACAUACACACAACAUUUACUCAAUAUAUUUGGUUCUUAACUAGAACUAAAUGUAAAAAUAUAUUAUAAAAUAAUAUUUAAAUAUAAUAAACAAUAAAAAAACUUGUUAUAUUUUAAAAUUAAU